UAACUGUGCGCCAACCAAGUGCAAAAUUUCAAUAUCUUGUCGCACUUGUAGUUAAUAUGCUCCCGAUGGGAUACGGCGUGACAUGCGGCUGGGCGAGUCCCAGUAUAGUUCUUUUGACAUCCGAUGAAACACCACUGCCAUCGGGCAAAAUUACAAUGGAUGAAGCCUCGUGGAUUGCUUCGCUGAUCUGUUUUGGAGCUUUGAUUGGAAAUAUUCUCUUUGGCAUCAUUACUAGCAAAUUUGGCCGAAAAAUUCCAUUAAUUAUUCUCACGAUUCCAACUGUAAUAAGUUGGUUGCUGAUUUUAUUCGCUCAAAAUGUGUAUUACUUGUAUGCAUCCAGAUGGUUGAAUGGAUUCGUGGGAGGUGGGAUAUUUGUGAUCGUGCCUGGAUUUUUGUCAGAAAUUGCUAUCGAUCGUGUUCGAGGCUUCUUGGGUUCAACAUUGGUUUUAACCUGUAACUUCGGCAUAUUGCUGGCUUUCGUUUUUGGCAACUACUUUGAUUUCUACAUGACUCCAAAAUUCGUGAUUAUGUUGACAAUCGUGUGUGGCAUCCUGCUGUAUUUCUUCCCAGAAACACCAUCGUUUCUCAUCAAACAGAACCGAUUGUCUGAAGCGGAAAAAUCGAUUCAAUUCUAUCAAAAUUUGGGUGCAAAAGAUGGGGACUACGAAUUGGUUCAGUCAGAAGUGAGUCGAUUGAGAAGCGCCCUUUACAGUGAAAAGCCUGGAAAAUCGGAUGAAUCAAUGAAAUUGUCGGAUUUGAUACAGACUCCUGGACGAACAGCGAUGUUGAUCGGAAUAGUUCUGGCACUGCUCAAUCAGCUGUGCGGAUGCUUCGCCAUGUUAAAUUAUACCGCCAACAUUUUCGAAGAAGCUGGAUCUAGUAUGUCACCUAAUAUGUCGGCCAUCAUUGUUGGUAUAAUUCAGCUUUUGGGAAGUUAUGCGGCAUCAAAUCUCGUCGAUCGAACGGGUCGCAAGUUCUUGUUCGUAGUAUCGUCGAUGGGCAUUGCUUUUGGUCUAAUUACCUUAGGUGUGUACAUGAUGUUGAAAUCAUGGGGUGUUGAGGUCAACACCUUCAACUGGAUCCCAAUCACAAGCUUCUCGUUUGUGAUUUUCAUUGCAAAUUGGGCAGUGAUGUCGUUGCCUUUCCUUGUCAUCUCAGAAGUAUUGCCCGAAAAAUUGAAAGACUUCGGUACAUCGUUCUGCAUGAUCAUUUUAUGGUCAACCGCGUUCAUUGUGAUCAAAUUUCUACCACUUCUGACUGCCACACUUGGAUUUCAUGGGACGAUGUUCUUGUUUGCCGGAGUUUGUUUGUCGAGUGCGAUGUUCAUCAUUUGUCUUAUGCCCGAAACAAAAGGCAGAAGCUACGAUGAAAUCAUGAACUUACUCAAAUAACCUUGAAAUGCGUUCAGCUUUUUGAUAAGCUUUCAAGUACCAACUUUUCAGUAUGUAGUUGAAUUUCUUAAGACAAUGUAAAUAGUAGUAAAUCGAUUCCAUCAGAAACAAACGCACAAUUUAUAAUAUUUUAAAUUCAAUUUUAAGCUCAUUUUAAUUUUAUCAUUAGAAUUUACCACAUUCCCAAGAGUCUUCUCGACGAAAAUGUCUUCUUUUGGAAGAAUGAAAUAAAGGAAA
Messenger RNA from Sitodiplosis mosellana (orange wheat blossom midge), 1628 nucleotides. Its product is annotated as facilitated trehalose transporter Tret1-like. Gene Ontology annotation, cellular component: membrane. The transcript has 7 exons. Gene Ontology annotation, biological process: transmembrane transport. The record is from RefSeq and is a predicted model, not a curated record. Lineage: Eukaryota; Metazoa; Arthropoda; Insecta; Diptera; Cecidomyiidae. Bases 57 to 1391 code for a protein of 444 amino acids. Gene Ontology annotation, molecular function: transmembrane transporter activity.